Messenger RNA from Drosophila eugracilis, 2429 nucleotides. It is a transcript of the gene Exo84, whose product is annotated as exocyst complex component 8. Gene Ontology annotation, cellular component: exocyst. Lineage: Eukaryota; Metazoa; Arthropoda; Insecta; Diptera; Drosophilidae. The record is from RefSeq and is a predicted model, not a curated record. The transcript has 6 exons. The coding region runs from base 53 to 2068 and encodes 671 amino acids. Gene Ontology annotation, biological process: exocytosis; intracellular protein localization; Golgi to plasma membrane transport.
UCCUCGAUUCGUUCCGAAUGGUUCUGCGUCAGCUGCAGUUUACAUUGCAAACAUGAAGGAGUUCGACGAUUCCAAAUUUAGCGUUGAGAAAUAUACCAAAGACCUAACGCGAGAAUGUGUGGGUGGCAGCGAUUUGCAGCAGCGGAAAAAGGAAAUCGAGGCUUACAACGAAACAACGGCCGCAACACUCAAGCAAACAUGCAAAAAGAACUACAUGGAAUUUAUACAGACGGCCAAGGAGAUAUCACAUCUCGAGUCGGAAAUGUACCAACUGUCUCACAUUCUGAUUGAGCAGCGCAACAUAUUAGCCACCAUGACUGAUGCAAAAACCUCAAGCCACCUAAAAGCUGAAAGUUUGGGGGCAGAGAAUACAAUGGCGACUGAGGAUGUAGAAAAUAGUCAUGCCACCAGGGCGGUGAAGGAAAUGGUGCAGGGAUUUAAUGGCAAUCUCGAGGGCAAGACCUUCCUCAACGAAGGAGCACUGAUUGAGUUGGAUGGCAAUGAUUAUAGGCCUAGAUUACAGGUCUUCUUUUUCCUCUUCAACGAUGUGCUAAUUGUCUGUAAAGUAAAGAGCGAUAAGCGCUUGGAAUUUCUUACCGAGUAUGAUCCCAGGAAAAUAGCCGUAAUCAACAUCAAAGACUUGGAUGGUGUUAAAAAUGCUAUUAAUAUUAUCACACCAGAUGGUUCCAAGAUUUACCAAAGCAUUACUGCAGCAGGAAAAACCGAGUGGAUCGAAAAGCUUGAAGAAGCCUUUCGCUUUGACCAGCAAAAGAAACCUAAAAAGGGCCAGGCGCCACAACCCCCAGCUCGAACCAAACAGCAGUCAAAAGCUUCUACGCCAGAGAAGGACAGCACUCCUCAGAGUCCUGGAGAGCCCAAGUCUCUAGAGGAUGAGACGCCCGAGUGGUUAAGCACGGCUAGCGAGGAGAUUCAAACCCUUGUGGCCCAGCGACAUUUCGAGGACGCCCAGGAGUUGAUCAAGCGUACCCAGGACUUCAUGCGUGGAGAGAACAGAAAGAAGGUUCCGCAGGCGGACGCAAUUGAAAGCAAGGUUAAGCAGCAGGAACUGAAGCUAAUUAAUGUGUUGCUUAAAGAGUUGUCCAACAGUCACAAUCGUAAUUUACAAAUUGGUCUGCGGGCCGCAAAACGACCAUUGAAGAUCCUCGUGGAGAUGGGACGCUACCGGCAAGCAAGUGCCACCCUUCUGAAGGUUUGCGCCGUCAGUUUGCGGGUUGCGCAAAGGGAAGCGCGCAGGAAUAAUGCCGAUAUUUCGGAGUUAUUCUUUUGUGAUCUCACACAGGUGGCCUGCGAUUUCCUUACGGCUUUUGAGAAGCAACCAGCGUGCGUUAGUGCUCUCGUGGUGUGGUGCAAUGCUGAGCUGCAAUACUUCGCAAGCCAACUGAUUAAACACUAUCUAACCAAGGGAACCUCCCUAGAGUCGGUCGCCAAAUGUGUGGAAAAAGUCCGAAAGCCAUCGACGAAACUUACAGAGAUUGGACUGGAUAUUAGUUAUCAUUUAGAAGGACUCCUACGCACUACGCUUGAGUCUUUGAUCGAUCAGUCGAAGGAGAGGCUGCUGGACUCCGUAGGACGAACUGAGGAGAGCUGGCAGCCGUACAACCUGCAAACGAAAUCGAAUCUGAAACGCCUACUCCUGGAGCUGGAUGCCUUGGGCAUCGAUGUACGGUCUCAGGCCACGGGCGACACCUGGAUAAAUCUCACCCAGUCGACGGUGGUUUUUAUCAGGCAUUUCCUACAGCUCACUGAGUACUGUGGCUGCCUAGCGAAAUGCGAAACCUUGCUGCAGAGUCUCGAACUUUUGCUAAAAGAACUAUUUAUUGCCCAGCAUUCGCUGAAGCCGCCCAGCGAUAUGGCCGUGGAUCCCAACUUUGUGAUGAAGAACAAGAUUUUCCUGGUGGACAACUUGCUGCCUAUUGCCAUCGACAAGUUCCGGCAGAUUUCUGGACGCCAAUGCGAGGGAUUACGGGAGUUGCACUCGAAAAUGUCCCGCCAGCAAGGUGCGCCGUUGCCGCGUCAGCGAAGCGUCUAUACCACAGAUGUGUUUUAAUAGACUACGGUGAAGAUUUACUUUCGAUUACAUAUAAUUUUUUAUUUUUUCGUUUUGCUUCAAUUAUUUAUAAUAUAAUUAUAUACAUAUAUAACCACAAUAAUAAUAAUAUUUGUAAAAUUAAAAAUCGAAGCGUGUGCUGCACUCUAUCUCUUGCUUAUUACAAUUUCGCCGGUCGCAUUAUAUAUAUAAUUGUAAAUAUAUAUAAAUCGAUUCGUUUUCAUAUAUACUCUAAACACUAAACAAUUUAGCUGUGUUCUACUGUUCGGUUUUUGUUGUUGAUGCGGCUUUUGUUGGGCUUAGCUGCUCAAAAUAUAGGAUUUUACAGUUGGUUCUGAAGAGUUGAGUUUGAUUCACACAA